AUGGGCAGCCACCAGCCAUGGCUGGACAGUCUCUCCGACGACUGGCCCUUGUCUCCGGGCACGCUGUCGACGCCCUUUACUGCCCGCUCCAUUCUCAGUUCGCAUUCCCGUCGCUCGAGUCUCGUAAAUUCUCCCAGUCAGCUCAAGUCUCCGAGUCGCAUUCCCGUACCUGCGCGGCGCUCCGUUGAGCCUUCCCCCGCCGAUCCCAAGAAACGAGUAACCAGACCAUGCCAUUUCAUGAAGAAGGAAGGCCCGAAAAAGGUGCAGAGGACUCCCCUGAAACCUAGAACCCCCAAGACGCCUGUCAAAUGCGAAACACACAUCCACGCCCAAGACAAAUCGAAACCACACAGUCCGAGCGCCAGACAGAGCCCCGUACCGAAACGGAGCCCAAAACCGGGUGGGAAACCGAAUGUGAGUGCUUCAUAUAGUCGGAGGUCAACUAUGGAUUCAAAGUCCCCGCUACGGUCCGUGUCGAACGUCUCUAGCCAGACCGACCAGCAGAUCUCGAGUACGGUACAAGUCAAACCCAAGAAGGGUAGUCGGGAAGAUGGUACACCUGAAUGGAGAAGAAGACUCGUUCGUGGUGAGGUCCCGGGGGAGCAGCGCGAUUUGUUUGCCCCAAUUGGCCUGGAGAGCGUCUUUAAACCUCCAUCACCGGGAUCGGAGACCGGUCAGCACGAUGCGAUUCCAGUUCUGAAGCACGCAGAUCCCUUGUGGAUCAUCCCGGACAGCGGCCCUGAGCAGGUGUAUGAUACGCAUACGACUGAACCAGAGACGAAGGCAGAUAACCUUGCAGACGAGACUGCAUCUUCUGCUAAAAAGGAAGAGCGGACUGUUGCAAGGGAAAUCACCAAAGAGCCGGAAGAGUUACCAGAGUCCCCAGGGGGCACAGUGGAGAUACACCAUACAGAGGGAGAUCUACUGCAUCAUAGCAACCGAAACCAUGAAGACGUCCUCCAUACGGAUAUGCAUUCAAGGAGUGCAAGUGGACUGGAGGAUCUGCGUAACGAGGGUAUCACUCCCAUUUUUAUCACCUUGGGCUCUGAAUCCCGACCCGAGUCGAGGGCAAGCGACAGCAUCCUGCCGCACCCACAAGCCGAUCUUCAGGAUGACGGCCUGCUUGACGUGACGAGCCAUUCCCUACCACGAGAUCUUACCGUGGGAACUCUAGACUUCGGUGGGCGUAGGCCGUUCGUGAAUUUCCGUCGUGGGCAGUAUCUGAGCGAUGGCUCUUUCCACAAACAUCGACUCUCUCCUUCGUCCUUUCCGUCUCAACGGCUCUCUCCGUCUGCUCUUGGCAACUCUCGGAUCCGAAGUUCACCACCUUUCUAUCACAGGCCACAGCGUUCCAGCAAGAGGCCUUCAUCUUCCCAAGCCAGAGUCUCUGUGAAUGGAAGUCCCGAGUCUAAAGCUGCAGCCAUGCACCCCUUCGAAAGUCCCUUAAAGCUCUUCGGAAAUCACGAUACCUUUACCAAUAACAAACUUCUUCGACGAAUGAGUCAAUUUGAGGAGUCUUUGUCCGGAGAAGAUGAGCCUGUUUCACCAUCAGAGGAAGUUCGACGAAAAGGGGAAGGCCGCAGUGCUCUGAGUGCAAGACAGCGUACCCCAGGCGAUCGCUCUACGAGAAGAAGUGAACGACCAACAUCCCGAAAUGCUAGAGGUUCUCAUGUGGGUCGAUUUGGGAAUGGUCAGCUCGAUGGUUAUGAUUUCUCCGACACCAGCCCCUAUGAACCAAAAAUGCUAAAUUACGAAUACGAGGAAGCUCAUUUAUAUGCUCGCUCGCGACGAAGAUCUUCUGCAGGGCGAAGGUUUCUUCGGCCUACUUCUUUGCAUGAGUAUUCGCCCGAAUCUAGGGUGCUCGGUGUGAGUUCCAGUAGAAGGCGCCGGUCCAGGAUUCGGCAAAGCCUCCAUGACAGCUCCAGAGUGAAUGCAGAGUUUGCCGCUGAAGAAUACUAUGAUUACUCUGAUGGGAAACGGAUACCAAACAGCCCAACUAAGGAUCCACAUCCAAAGAGGCGCAGAACGCUGCCGCGAUCUGAGAGUCCUCAUCGAGAUAACGAUGAUGCCAACACCCUCCACAUGCAAAUCGAUGGGGAUGUUUCUUUGUUGGAACGGAGCUUGAUGCAUCACGGCUUGGCAGAUGACGAGGGAGGGCCUUCUUCUCGAUCAAGAGCAUCGCCUAUCAACCGGACAUUAUCUCCCACGGUAACUGACAAUUCAUUGCGCCGGGGAAUACCUCUGCCGGCAGUGAAGGUAACUAGUGCUAAUGAGGAACUUCGCAAGGAGUCUAUGACUACACUUGACUUUUAUAACGAAGCGACGAAGAUCAUGGAUCGUAUUAGAGCAAAUGGCAGAACAACGGGUGGCUUGCCAGAAGUGGAGGGGUCUGAUUUGGGGAGUGAACAUGACGCAGAGACCUACGAUGAUGAUUCGACCGAGGAAGCCUUUUCGCGCCCUCCAAGUCGUGAUGGUGUAGAUAUGCGAAGAUUGAGGAAGCCUCAAGAGCCCAAUCCCCGCGUGUUGAGCCAUCUAAUGAAGUUUCAAGAAAAGGAUGACCUUGAGUUCGCGGUCAGCGCUUCAGUCACUUCACUACACCUUGAUAGAAAGCAAGGUCCUGAUGAUCACUCCGAAGGCAGUCUUCCCAACAUUGGCAGAAAUUCCCGAAUUGCAGUCGAUGGCAACCUUAAUGGGAAUUAUACGAGAGAAGGCUCUGGGCAGCUGCGAAAACGCCGCCGCUCCGGAACUAACAUGGAACAAGAUUCGCAUGGUUCCCCCAUCGUCCCUUCGCAAACGUCUGCACGUUCCUUGCCUACGGGAUCGUCGCAAAGCUCACAGGCCAAAGGCCUCUUACCGUCUGAAUUGGUCUCGCAUUUGAUUCCUGAACAGGUCAAUGGAUUCACUUACGACCGCUCUAAGCAUCAGUGGGUAAAGGGAAUAAUUGGGCCCUCUGAUACCAGGAUGAAGGCCGACGACAGCGAGGAUGACCCGUUCAAGGACAUCUCAGAUCUCAGUGUUGACGAAUCAGACGAAUUAAUGACGAUGCAGGCUUUCGAUUCGUCUGUGAAGACCAUAGAUCCAGCUCUGGCACAGAUGCGCGACGAUGCGGACUACCAACUGAAUGGAAGAGUCUCAGAUGGAAAUCCCGAGCCACGACCGCAGACAAGAGAAGGAGAACGCUCUGCCAACGCCAGCACACUUCGUUCCAAGGUAACACGUUUCACAUCAAGUGUUCCGAACACAGGGACAAGGGCCACAUCAUGGAGUACGGAAGAUUUGGAAGGUAAAGAGCAUUCCGAGGACGUCGAACAUGAAAUUCAACUGCACGAGGGCCGCCUAUCACAACCACCGAAUCGUGGCGGAGGUUCAAAUAGACAACCCCGAGUUGUGACGAUAAGCUUUUCUUCACCUGCAGUCUCCCACGUUACACCCGGUGACGACUGCAAUCCUGCGAUCCCUCAAUCUCAAAUCGGCCAUCCCAAUGGUGCUGGGGAACAUCGGGUUUCUAUUGACGAACGAUCUCUCGUUCGACGCUUCGUCUCUCGGAUAGAUGACAGGAAUGAGGAAGCCAGUGAUGGCCAGAGUUUGAUUCGUCGGAGUGAUGAUAGACCUCUUAUAACAACAAACAAUGACGACUCUUUGACUUACCUUCCAGAAGUGGGACAGGGGACGAGUUGUGCUUUCGAACUGAGUACUCUGUCUGAAUUCACCGUUGACCAAGUUGACCACCCUCUUCACCCUGAAGUCAGUUAUGUGGACCGGCGGACUCAUCCCACGAGUUUGCGCCAAGUCCAUGGCAGAUAUGCUAUGGCAACAGAGGAUUUGGUCAAGCACAUCACUGACGUUGAGCCACAUGAACUUUUCUGGGAAGAUCUUCGACGCCUCAUUCUCCGUGACAAGGGUCUGAACAAUCUUUACAAGCUGGGUGACUUCUGUCCUCGUUUGGAAGACCUGGACGUCUCUGAUAAUGACAUUGAGCACCUGAGCGGUGUCCCGUUCAGCCUUAGGACCCUCAAAAUACCGCGAAAUCUUCUCUCGAGCCGGACUGCAUGGGGUCACCUCACUAACCUACAGUACCUGGAUAUUUCAGGCAAUGAGUUAGAGAAUCUGCAUGGAUUUCACGAGCUAAUCCAUUUAAGAGAAUUAAAGGCGAAUGAUAACCAAAUCCGGAAUAUCGACGGUAUCCUUGACCUGAACGGACUUUUAAGUCUGAAGCUGAGCAAUAAUUUGUUAUCUACCGUCCACUUUGAAGGGACCGAGCUCACACGCCUCAGGGAAUUGGAUCUAAGCGACAAUCAGUUGACAUCCGUUACAAGCCUCGAUUCACUUCCUUCUCUUGAAAUUCUCAACCUCAAUUCCAACAAGCUCAGCAAGAUUGAUAUCUCAACACCUCUGCGCAGCUUGCGCUCACUGAAACUUUUGAAUAACCGAUUCAGUACUUUGGAUGUCAGCGUAUUCCCGUCGCUGACUCUUCUAUAUCUUGAUCAGAACUUUCUGUCAACGGUUUCCGGUCUUGGGUUGUGCCAUCACUUAGAAGUCCUCUCUGUCAGGGAACAACGAACACCUGGGGACAACCAGGAAGGACUGUGCGAUCUUGACCUCGAUCUAGGUCAUGUAAAGGAUAUCCGGAAGGUAUUCUUGUCGUCGAAUAGAUUGUCACCGCGCACCCUGUCACCUUCUGCCUCGCUAUUAGGCUUGCAACUACUGGAUAUUGCAUCAUGUGCCAUCCAUAGGCUUCCCGCGGACUUCUCUGUGAAUUUUCCCAACCUCAAGGUCUUGAAUCUAAAUUUCAACUCUUUGACGGGCAUAGAGGAGUUGGUCGGAACGAACUGCCUCUCUCGGUUGGGAGCUGCUGGCAAUCGGAUCGUAAGAAUGAGAAGGCUCUGUCAGGUCCUGAGUCGAAUCGGAAAGGCGACCAAGAAAGAUGCCUGCUCUCUCCGCGAAGUUGACCUUAGAGGCAACCCCCUCACUGUAGGGUUUUAUGCACCACUUCUUACAGGAAGUGGGAGGAGCAUUGGAGAGAAAAAGAUAAAAGCAAGGGCGGAAGAGAAGGAGAAGCGAAUUGGAGUGGAUUUCCCUACUGUUCUGGCCAAUCUUCAAUGCUCUGCGGAAGAUAUGGCUAUGGAGCAUCCAGCCUCCUGGGGGAGAGAAGAGGAGAUUGAAGUCGAUGAUCCAUACACCCUUCCUCCUGCUGAUGUACAGGCAGAUAGAAAGUAUCUGUCUUGCUUGGAUGGUUCGACUAAGCUCAGACGGAGGGUGCUUGAGCUAAUGCUCUACGCGGGAUCUGGUGGAUCAAUCAGAUUCCUUGACGGACUGGAGCUGCAUCCAGGUUCCAAAGAGGAUGAGUCCGAUCUAGAUCAGACGUGGGCUAAACUUGAAGAACUUGGAGUAUUGAAAAGGAAGCGCAUUACGGAGUAAAGGUUAUUCUCUUUUUCUGGAUGUUUACUGUUCUGGUCAGGGCUACUGAAUGAGUGGCACGUUGGAUUUUGGAGUUAAGGCUAUGUUGAUUCCCAAGCAUGUAUUAAUUUCAAGAUUACCCUAUCGUUAGUAUUUACUUAAUCAUUAGACUGCGUAAUGCAGUCCCGAUUUUUCGCA
Monascus purpureus is the source of this 5595-nucleotide messenger RNA. NCBI's taxonomy places the organism in Eukaryota, Fungi, Ascomycota, Eurotiomycetes, Eurotiales, Aspergillaceae. The record is from the annotation of a GenBank genome assembly.